AUGACUGCAGAAGGUGAGUAUGUGCUGGCGGGCAAAGGAGGCACCAAAAAAGAGAUAUUACUGGAGGCGAGGGUGGGUUCAGCUAAACUGCCGAAGAUAAGAAGAGAAAGCAAGAAAAUGGUUUCUUUCUCAGCCAUUUUUAGUUGCUUUGUUCCUCCAUCUUCUUCAAGGGUUACGGAUGAAGCCCCUAAUAAGGCAGAGCAACCCAAAAGCAAAUCAAAAUCAUCAGGUGCUCCAAUUGUAGUUUCUUACUUCCCCAUGAAUUCAUAUCUCUCUCGUUUGUAG
Messenger RNA from Dovyalis caffra, 285 nucleotides. NCBI's taxonomy places the organism in Eukaryota, Viridiplantae, Streptophyta, Magnoliopsida, Malpighiales, Salicaceae. The record is from the annotation of a GenBank genome assembly.